Molecule: messenger RNA, 709 nt
Organism: Pocillopora verrucosa
Lineage: Eukaryota; Metazoa; Cnidaria; Anthozoa; Scleractinia; Pocilloporidae
Product: DNA-directed RNA polymerases I, II, and III subunit RPABC2
Biological process (GO): transcription by RNA polymerase I; transcription by RNA polymerase II; tRNA transcription by RNA polymerase III
Cellular component (GO): RNA polymerase III complex; nucleus; RNA polymerase II, core complex
Molecular function (GO): DNA binding
Source: RefSeq, a predicted model, not a curated record
GGAUUUUGCUGCUGGACAGGUAACUUACGUUUUCGUUCAAAAUGGCGGACGACGAUUUGGAAGGGUAUGACGAUGACCUCGAUGAGGUCGAAGAAGAAGACCACUUUGAAGAUGUAGAUGACUUAGAGCCAACAGAAGACACAGAUAAUAUUGACAUUUUGCCCACAACAGAAGAAAGCCAAGAACCAACAAAAAGAAUCACAACACCAUAUAUGACAAAAUAUGAGAGAGCAAGAGUAUUAGGAACUAGAGCACUACAGAUAAGUAUGGGUGCCCCUGUUAUGGUGGAACUUGAAGGUCAGACAGAUCCUCUACAGAUAGCCAUGAAGGAACUCAAAGCAAGAAAAAUCCCCAUUAUUAUUCGGCGAUAUCUUCCAGACGGAAGCCAUGAAGACUGGGGGAUAGAUGAACUGAUCAUCACUGAAUAAAACUGCAUUGGUGGUAGUUUAGUUGUCAGCAUUUGUUUGAUGUUUUGAUGGCUUACUUAUGUGUGCGUCUUAGUUCAUUUUAUGUCCAUAUUUACUAAUUAAAAAUACUACCCAUUCCUUUUUUUUAACCCUACCCAUGAGAGUUCUGUAUAUCCUCAAGAGAUUUUCAAUUAUUUCACACCUGCAGUGUAUUUAUGUAGUAUGUUAAUAAUGUAUUUUGUCAUGUUUGGAAAAUGCUUUUGAUAAACAGUAAAAAGAGAUCAGUCUCUGGUUUUACUUCA